Messenger RNA from Closterium sp. Yama58-4, 4818 nucleotides. Lineage: Eukaryota; Viridiplantae; Streptophyta; Zygnematophyceae; Desmidiales; Closteriaceae. The record is from the annotation of a GenBank genome assembly.
AUGGGAUGCGACAUCCUCCUUCUCCGGAUUCUCCUCUUUUUCCUCCCCUUCCUCCCUCUCCUCCUCCUGGGUAUCUUCUAUCUCUUCCCCUCCAUUCCCCACCCUCCUCUUCUCCCUCCUCCUCUGAUCCCUCCUCCCCUAGCUCUCCCUCGUCUUCCUCCUCUAUCUCUUCUCCUUCCUCUCCCUCCUCUCCCUCCUCUCCCUCCUCUCCCUCCUCUCCCUCCUCUCCCUCCUCUCCCUCCUCUCCCUCCUUAUCUCCUUCCUCUCCUUCCUCUCCUUCCUCUCCCUCCUCCAGCUCUUCCUCUCCCUCCUCUCCCUCCUCCCCUUCCUCCAAUCCUCCCCCUCCUCCUCUCCCUCCUCUACCUCCUUUUCCCCCUCCUCUACCUUCUCUUCCCCUUGACUCACAUCACCCACUACUCCACCUUUCCUCUCUCUCCUCCUCUGCCACUUUCUCUUCACUAUACCCCUCAAUUUCCUUCCCAUACCCCACAAUUUCCUUCCCAUACCCCAUAUAACCACCCCAAGACCCUCGCUACUAUCAGAACCGCCUCCCCCAGUUCGACCUGCCCCUCCAUGCCUCCUCUCUCUUCCACAGACCUUCCAAGCCUACCCUCUUCUCUAUCCCUCCCUUCCUUGCUCCCACUCCCUUCUUCUUCCCCUUUUCUCCCGAACCACCUCAGCAGCAGCCGCCGCACCAACUCCCUCACGGCCUCCUUCAACGGCAUGAAAGAAGCUGCCCUCAUGCAUUCCCUCACAACGUCUCCCAGCAGCAACAUCAACACAAAACCCCUCUCGAGUCAUUCCACAACUGCCCUCACGAGUGCCCUCCUUAGUGCCCUCACGAGUCCCCUCCUUAGUGCCCUCACGAGUCCCCUCCUUAGUGCCCUCACGAGUGCUCUCAACACCAAAACAGCCCCCCCUUCGCCUCGACUCUCCUCUCCCUCCUCUCCUCUUUGCUCUCCCUCUUCGCUCUCCUUUUUCCCCUCUUUCACCUCCUCUUCCCUCACCUCUUCCCUCACCUCUUCCCUCUCUUCUUUCCUCUCCUCUUUCCUCUCCUCUUUCCUCUCUUCACUUUCCUCUUUCCCGCUCCUUUUUCAUCUCCUUUCGUUCGCCCUCCUCUUUUAUAUCCUCCUUCCUCUCCACUUCCAUCUCCUCUUCAUCUCCUCUCCUCCUCCUUCCUUUUCUUUCCUCUCCUCUUUCCUCUCCUCUUCCCUCACCUCUUUCCUCUCCUCUUUCCCUUCCUCUCUCUUCUCUCCACUUUCUCUUCCUCUCCACCUCCCUCUUUCCUCUCAUUUUCCUUCUCCUCUUCCCUGUCCUCUUUCCUCUCCUCUUUCAUCUUCUCGAUCCCCUCCUCUUUUUCCCCCACUUUCUCUUCCUCUCCACCUUCUUCUUUCCUCUCCACCUUCUCAGAUUUCUCCUCCCUUUUUUCCUCUUUUUCCUCAGUCCCUUUCUCCAAUCCCUCCUCCCUCCCCUCCUCUCGUCCCUCCUCUCUCCCCUCCUCUCCACCCUCCUCUCUCACCUCUCUUCCCCCUUCCAAUACCCUCUCCUCUCCUACCCCCAAUUCCUCCUCCUCUCCCCCCUCCAUUCCCCCCUCCAUUCCCCCCUCCAUUCCCCCCUCCUCUCCGUCCUCCUCUCCUCCCUCCUCUCUCUCUCCCCUCCUCUCCGUCCUCCUCUCCUCCCUCUCUCUCCCCUCCUCUCCGUCCUCCUCCCUCCUCUCCUCCUCCCUCUCUCCCCUCCUCUCCGUCCUCCUCUCCUCCCUCCUCUCUCCCCUCCUCUCCGUCCUCCUCUCUCCCCCUCCUCUCCGUCCUCCUCUCUCCCGUCCUCUACUCCCCCCUCUCUCCCCUCUACACCCACAAAGCCCUGCCUUUGACCUUUUCCAUCGCCACUCCUUCCCUCUCCAACAAAAUUCCAUCCUCCUCCCCCCCACUCACCCCUCCCUCUUCUUUCACCCCUCCUCCUCUUUCAUCACCCUCCCUCUUCUUCCAUCCCUCCCUCUUCUUCCAUCCCUUUCUUCCAUGCCUCCCCUUCCGCCAUUUCCCUUCCCUCCACACCCCUCUCACAUCAUCCCACUCUAGCCUCAUACUCUCCCUUACCAUCCCCCCACCAUCCCUUCUUGUUUCUACCCUCCCAUGCUCCUGCAACCCGUCCUCCUUCCCCUCCUCCUUCCCUACCUCCUUCCCUUCUUCCACCCCUUCCUCCUUCCCUUCUUCACCCCUUCAUCCUUCCCUUCUUCCACCCCUUCAUCCUUCCCUUCUUCCACCCCUUCAUCCUUCCUUCUUCCACCCCUUCAUCCUUCCCUUCUUCCACCCCUUCAUCCUUCCCUUCUUCCACCCCUUCAUCCUUCCCUUCUUCCACCCCUUCAUCCUUCCCUUCUUCCACCCCUUCAUCCUUCCCUUCUUCCACCCCUUCAUCCUUCCCUUCUUCCACCCCUUCAUCCUUCCCUUCUUCCACCCCUUCAUCCUUCCCUUCUUCCACCCCCUUCAUCCUUCCCUUCUUCCACCCCCUUCAUCCUUCCCUUCUUCCACCCUUCAUCAUCCUCCCUUCUUCCACCCCCUUCAUCCUUCCCUUCUUCCACCCCUUCAUCCUUCCCUUCUUCCACCCCUUCCCUUCCCUUCUUCCACCCUUCAUCCUUCCCUUCUUCCACACCCUUCAUCCUUCCCUUCUUCCACCCCUUCAUCCUUCCUUCUCCUUCUUCCACCCCUUCAUCCUUCCCUUCUUCCACCCCUUCAUCCUUCCCUUCUUCCACCCCUUCAUCCGUCCCUUCUUCCACCCCUUCAUCCUUCCCUUCUUCCACCCCUUCAUCCUUCCCUUCUUCCACUUCCACCCCUUCAUCCUUCCCUUCUUCCACCCCUUCAUCCUUCCCUUCUUCCACCCCUUCAUCCUUCCCUUCUUCCACCCCUUCAUCCUUCCCUUCUUCCACCCCUUCAUCCUUCCCUUCUUCCACCCCUUCAUCCUUCCCUUCUUCCACCCCUUCAUCCUUCCCUUCUUCCACCCACCCCUUCAUCCUUCCCUUCUUCCACCCCUUCAUCCUUCCCUUCUUCCACCCCCUUCCUCCUUCCCUUCUUCCACCCCUUCAUCCUUCCCUUCUUCCCCCACCCCUUCCUCCUUCCCUUCUUCACCCCUUCAUCCUUCCUUCUUCCACCCCCUUCAUCCUUCCCUUCUUCCACCCCUUCAUCCUUCCCUUCUUCCACCCCUUCAUCCUUCCCUUCUUCCACCCCUUCAUCCUUCCCUUCUUCUUCCACCCCUUCAUCCUUCCUUCUUCCACUUCUUCCACCCCUUCAUCCUCCCUUCUUCCACCCCUUCAUCCUUCCUUCUUCCACCUUCCACCCCUUCAUCCUUCCCUUCUUCCACCCCUUCAUCCUUCCCUUCUUCCACCCCUUCAUCCUUCCCUUCUUCCACCCCUUCAUCCUUCCCUUCUUCCACCCCUUCAUCCUUCCCUUCUUCCACCCCUUCAUCCUUCCCUUCUUUUCUUCCACCCCCUUCAUCCUUCCCUUCUUCACCCCUUCAUCCUUCCCUUCUUCCACCCCUUCCUCCUUCCCUUCUCCCCCCUUCAUCCUUCCCUUCUUCCACCCCUUCCUCCUUCCCUUCUUCCACCCCUUCAUCCUUCCCUUCUUCCACCCCUUCAUCCUUCCCUUCUUCCACCCCUUCAUCCUUCCCUUCUCCACCCCUUCAUCCUCCCUUCUUCCACCCCUUCAUCCUUCCCUUCUUCCACCCCUUCAUCCUUCCCUUCUUCCACCCCUUCAUCCUUCCCUUCUUCCACCCCUUCAUCCUUCCCUUCUUCCACCCCUUCAUCCUCCCUUCUUCCACCCCCCUUCAUCCUUCCCUUCUUCCACCCCUUCAUCCUUCCCUUCUUCCCCCCUUCAUCCUUCCCUUCUUCCACCCUUCAUCCUUCCCUUCUUCCACCCCUUCAUCCUUCCCUUCUUCCACCCCUAUCCUUCCCUUCUUCCACCCCUUCCUCCUUCCCUUCUUCCACCCCUUCAUCCUUCCCUUCUUCCACCCCUUCCUCCUUCCCUUCUUCCACCCCUUCAUCCUUCCCUUCUUCCACCCCUUCAUCCUUCCCUUCUUCCACCCUUCAUCCUUCCCUUCUUCCACCCCUUCAUCCUUCCCUUCUUCCACCCCUUCAUCCUUCCCUUCUUCCACCCCUUCAUCCUUCCCUUCUUCCACCCCUUCAUCCUUCCCUUCUUCCACCCCUUCAUCCUUCCCUUCUUCCACCCCUUCAUCCUUCCCUCCCGCAGCCACACCAGCCACCUCCACACACCUCUCUUCAACAUCCAUCCCUCUUCCUCCACUCUCUCCUCCCUCUUCUUCGUCGCCACCACUCUAUCGGCCCCUCCACGCCUUUCCACUCCGCUGAUCCCACCAACGUCUAUCACCCCCCUCGCACCACCACCAAUUUCCUCCUCCUUCUCCUCAUCCUUCUCCUCCUUCUCCUCCUCCUCAUCCUUCUCCUCCUUCUCCUCCUCCUCUUCCCUCUCCUCCUUCUCCUCCUUCUCUUCCCUCUCUUCCUUCUCCUUCUCCUUCUCCUUCUCCUUCUCCUUCUCCUUCUCCUUCUCCUUCUCCUUCUCCUUCUCCUUCUCCUUCUCCUUCUCCUUCUCCUUCUCCUUCUCCUUCUCCUUCUCCUUCUCCUCCUCAUCCUCCCUUGGAGCUUCUUCUCUCGCCUUACCCCUCGCCCUGCUGCGUGUUUGCAGAUGCUUCCUUACACCCCACACCAUGCCAUCACCCACACCACACACAACACCCAUACCAUCUGCGUUAUCCCCGGACCCAUCAUGCAUCACACCCCCAUCAACCGCAUCCAACCGCCUUCGCUUCACAUAA